AUGAACGAGACGAACACGGAAGAGGAUUACAUGACUGAGGCGACCAUAUUCGUAAGCAACAAAUGGGACUCCAUCCUAGCGCAAGAAAGGCAAGAAGUAAGAGAGGACACGAUGCAGAAACUCCGGAGGUACUAUCCCCAACUUCGAGACGAGCAGCUCAUUUGUUUGUCUAUCAAUAACCUAACGUUCCAACUAAAAGAAAAAGUGGUCACGCCGGAACUCAAGGAGUUUUUCUCUGGACUCCGAAAACUUAUACCAGCCACGCUAAAAAAUAAAACUUAUUGCAGUUAUAAGUGGCUGUCAAGUCUAUUGAAACGUUCAGUCUAUUCGCUAAAGGUGAAACAGAAUAUCGGCUACAAUGCGAUCGACAACAAAGCGGAAUUGUUCAGCACCGUCCGAAGACGAAUUGAAAUGUUGGAGAAGAAUUCUUUCAUGGUCAUUGAGGACAUGAAGAACGAAGUACGGAAGGAAAUGUCUUAUAUGAAAGAGAGUUUGAUCGUUUAUCUGAAAAAAGACACGGUGACGCGAAAAUUGGAUGAAUGGGCUACCCAUGAUGCCCCACGUUCGAAUGUUUCUCAUUGGCGAGAACUGGGGCAAAUCGCAAUUGACAUAGUCGGAGCUCGUAUCGUCUCCAUCGUUAACGAAUGGGAAAUGGAGUACAAUAUUAUCACCGGACUGAAGACACGGAUGGUGGGCAAAUUCAAGCACAAAUUUGAAAACAUGGAGAUGCAAAUACACAAAAUUGAAAACAUGUUAUCUGGUGAUAAAGGAAAAGUGGUCAAUCAGUUACAACAAUCCUUCAAGAGCCCACUCAAACCAAAAGGAAUUUUAAAUGUCCUCAACAGGGUCAAUUCGUGCGAUAUCUCGACCGCUACGCUCAGCAUUGGUCAUUCAAUCAGUUCUUUGGGGCACGUUGACAUCGAAAAGAAAGACAUAAAGAAGAAACUCAAAUCCUAUAUGACCAGUUCAAAGGUUCGACCACGAGAGCUUAUGACUGAAGUUGCCAAACAAUAUCUAAAGAAUUUGAUAGAGAACCCACGCCUGACGGAAGUGCUGGCAAAGUUUUUCCGAGGAAUUUUGCGCAGUAUUGAUGCCGUUGGUGUCAUGAUCCCCGAAUUACUCAAAGCUGAUCUCACCUUGCUGAAUAACUUGGAGCGAGACUUUCUGAAAACAGAAUGCAAAUUCACCGAGAAAAUGCCUGGGUUAAUCGCCGAAUGCUAUGACAUACAAGGGAAAUUGGACAUGUUCUACGUAAAAGAACUGUUGGUUCCGGAUAUCGAUCUCAAAUCGAUCAUUUUAAAUCCACUUGAUCCUCCGUUGGGAAAAGGCAGUUUUGCUACAGUGUUUGCCUGUCAUCUGCGCACUCCUGAUGGCGAUCGACAGGUCGCCAUGAAAGCCUGGAGCGAAGAACUCAGUCCAAACAAUGUAUCAGACACUUUACUGGAAGAUAGUAUACUGAAAGAAAUCAAACAUCGUAAUAUCGUUGAAUAUUACGGCUGUUCCUACCGUCGCCUUCGUGAUGGAGCUUUGCAAUGGUUGAUGAUCAUGGAAUAUUGUCAUUCGACAUUAAAGAACGUCUUUCUGAGCGAAAACAACAAGAACGAGGUGAACCCAUCCAAGUUUGGCAAAAACCAGGGCAAGCAAAAUGAGGUCAUAAAGAGCUUGUCUUAUUAUGCUGUUCAAGUGUGUGAAGGUUUGGCCUACCUCCACGGAAAAAACCUCGUUCACAGAGACUUAAAGAUGGAGAAUGUUUUAAUAGCCGAAGGAGAUGUGGUGAAACUGACUGAUGUUGGACUGGCCAAACCAGUGCAAGAUAUUUCUGGAUCAAUUGCUGGCUCACCUUGUUAUAUGGCACCGGAGAUUUUCCGACGUGAGGUCAUCUACGGAAAGGAAGCGGACAUCUACAGUUUGGCCAUCAUGCUCUGGGAAAUGUGGUACGGACAGGAUGUGGCUGCCCAUAUUAGUCCUAUGAUUCAGAGGGGUAUAGAGGAUUCGGUCAUUAAUGGUCUUCGGCCCUCACUGACCCUUUCUUCAGUGCCACCAGCGAAUUUCAAGAACCUUCUCACGUCCUGUUGGGAUGCUGAACCAAACAAAAGAUGGAAAAUCGAAGAAUGUUCAGAAUUCUUCAAGAGAUGGAUUCUUCAGUUGGGAAAUCAAUCUCUCUCUCUCUCUCUCUCUCUCUCUCUCUCUCUCUCUCUCUCUCUCUCUCUUCCCCCUCUCUUUCUCUUUCCCCCUCUCUCUCUUUCUCUUUCCCCCCUCUCUCUCUCUUUCUCUCCACCCCCUCUCUCUCUCUCUCUCUCUCUCUCUCUCUCAACAGAGUUUUAG
Molecule: messenger RNA, 2325 nt
Organism: Acanthosepion pharaonis
Lineage: Eukaryota; Metazoa; Mollusca; Cephalopoda; Sepiida; Sepiidae
Source: the annotation of a GenBank genome assembly